This is a messenger RNA of Carica papaya (papaya), 1536 nucleotides long. The record is from RefSeq and is a predicted model, not a curated record. Lineage: Eukaryota; Viridiplantae; Streptophyta; Magnoliopsida; Brassicales; Caricaceae.
CAACAACUAGCACUUUCAACACCCUUAUUAAAGGAUAUGGAAAUGUUGGGAAGGCUGAAGAAUCUUUGAAAUUGGUUGAGUUAAUGUUGCAGGAUGGAAGUGUGCAGCCAAAUGAUAGGACAUACAAUAUUCUUGUUAGAGCCUGGUGUAAAAAGAAUAACAUAGAAGAAGCAUGGAAAGUGGUUUAUAAGAUGGAAUCAUCUGGUGUGCAACCUGAUGUUGUCACAUACAAUACAUUGGCAAGGGCCUAUACUCAUAAUGGGGAAACUUACAGAGCUGAAGAAAUGGUAUUUAGGAUGAAGAAUAAUAUAGUGGAGCCUAAUGAGAGAACCUGUGGCAUAAUUGUGAAUGGGUACUGUGAAGAAGGAAAUAUGGCAGAGGCAUUGAGGUUUGUGCACAGAAUGAAGGAACUUGGGGUUCAUCCAAAUCUUUUUGUUUUCAACUCUCUUAUCAAAGGAUUUCUUGACGUUACAGAUACCAAAGGUGUUGAUGAGGCACUGACAUUAAUGGAGGAAUCUGGGGUAAGACCAGAUGUUGUAACAUUUAGCACAAUCAUGAAUGCAUGGAGUUCAGCAGGGCUUAUGGACAAAUGUGAGGAGAUCUUCAAUGACAUGUUGAAUGCCGGAAUAGAACCUGAUGCCCAUGCUUUUAGCAUUCUGGCUAAAGGCUAUGUUCGAGCAGGAGAGCCACAGAAGGCUGAGUCACUGCUGAUUUCCAUGAGCAAAUCUGGCGUGCAGCCAAAUGUUGUCAUCUUCACUACCAUCAUGAGCGGGUGGUGCAGUGUGGGAGAAAUGAGCAAGGCAAUGCGUGUAUAUAAAAGAAUGUGUGAAAUUGGGAUUUCCCCUAACUUGACAACUUAUGAGACCCUGAUGUGGGGAUUUGGAGAAGCAAAACAGCCAAUGAAAGCUGAAGAACUUCUCCAAAUUAUGAAAGAGAAGGGUGUGUUCCCAGCAAAGAGCACUAUCCAUCUUGUUGCAGAUGCAUGGCAGGCUAUUGGUCUAGUGGGUGAAGCCAAGAGAAUCCUUAACAGUUCAGACAAGGACCCAGAAGUCUCAACAAGUAACAGAAAGAAUGGUGCACUAGCUGAAAGCUUGGAGAAGCAGAGUCUGAAAUCUUAUCAAAAGCUUUUGAAGAUACCUCAGGUUGUCACAACUGACCAAAGCGGGUCAGCAUCUACUCGAAUAAGAAGCCAAACGAUAGUAAAAUCUGUCAAACUUUCUGCUGAAAGUUUGUUGCCUACAAGUAAAUCAAUGUCUCUUAAGCUUAGAGGAAAGUUUCAAGUGCAGCAGCCACUCACUUUUUGCGGGAAACAAAUUGGUGUAUGCCAGCAGUUUGUAAAUUCAUAUAGGGUAGUGUUCAUAUACUGAGGAAGAAAUCAUAGAUGACAACACCAAAGGCAUGAGGGUGGAUUUAAUUUAUAGGGUCCUGAGAAUUGGGAAAUGUCAAAUACCAAUUGAUUAUUUCUAUUUGUUUGUCAAAGCUGUAAAGAUACUGAAAUUUCUGUAUUUAAAGGCUUACGAUAUAUUUUUGAUCUCA